Molecule: messenger RNA, 1159 nt
Organism: Anopheles stephensi (Asian malaria mosquito)
Lineage: Eukaryota; Metazoa; Arthropoda; Insecta; Diptera; Culicidae
Product: enoyl-CoA delta isomerase 1, mitochondrial-like
Exons: 4
Coding region: 182-1033 (283 amino acids)
Biological process (GO): fatty acid beta-oxidation
Cellular component (GO): mitochondrion
Molecular function (GO): enoyl-CoA hydratase activity
Source: RefSeq, a predicted model, not a curated record
CGUAGGUCUUUUGACGUUCAACGUUAUUUACAUUUUGGUUUCGGCACGGAACACUGCUGUUGGUUGGUAAAACUUGUUUUUUCAUCCAAAGUGAGUUAAUUUGGUUUUGUGCAUUUGUUUUAACGUUUAAAACCAAUUCGGCCACUUUUUCGUUCGUUUCACAACUUUAAAGCGUUACAAAAUGCUGCGUGUUUUUCAACGAACCUCUCGCCUGAUGGCACCCGCCGCUCGUACUUUUAGCAGCGAUGCUGGAAACAGCAAGCUGGUCAUUACGGAGGUGGACGAUAAAACGGGAUAUGCCACUGUUACACUGAACCGUCCGCCUGUGAACAGUCUGAAUCUGGAACUGUUGAAAGCUAUCUCGCAAACGUUGGACGAUCUGCAGAAUAACAAAUCCCGCGGAAUGAUACUGACCUCGUCAUCCAACACGGUGUUCAGCGCUGGGCUGGACAUAAUGGAAAUGUACAAACCGAACCAGGACCGAUUGCGGGACUUUUGGUCUACCCUGCAGGAUGUGUGGUUCAAGCUGUACGGAUCACCGUUCCCUACGGCGGCGGCCAUUAACGGUCAUGCGCCUGCCGGUGGAUGUUUGCUGUCCCUCUGCUGUGAAUAUCGUGUCAUGUGUCCGAACUACACGAUCGGACUGAACGAAACGCAACUGGGUAUCGUGGCACCUACCUGGUUCCAGGCAUCACUCCGCAACACUAUCUCCCGCCGGGAGUCUGAACUGGCCCUGACGCUGGGCAAAAUGUACACAACGGACGAGGCGCUGAAAGUUGGCAUGAUCGAUGAAGUGGCCGAAAGCAAGGAGAAGGCUCUGGAACAGGCAACAAACUUUUUGAAUCGGUUCCGCAAGAUUUCGCCUAUGGCACGUGCCAUGACCAAACAAGCGCUGCGCAGCAAAGAUAUAGUUGAGUUGGAGGAUAAUCGAUCCCAGGAUAUCGAUCUAUUUGUCUACGCCGUCAACCAACCAGCCGUCCAGAAGGGAUUAGAAGUUUACCUCGAAAGUCUGAAGAAAAAAGCUCAAAAGUAAGUGGAGCGGCGUAGAAGUAGCGCGUGCUCGUAUGUAGAGUAGCAACAUCCGCUUAGCAUUUGUCACUAUUUUCUUUCUCUUGUACGGAAAAAGUGGAUGAAAUACAUAUUUUUUCAAUCAAACUUA